Phasianus colchicus (ring-necked pheasant) is the source of this 1789-nucleotide messenger RNA. It is a transcript of the gene RFX8, whose product is annotated as regulatory factor X8. The record is from RefSeq and is a predicted model, not a curated record. Lineage: Eukaryota; Metazoa; Chordata; Aves; Galliformes; Phasianidae. Gene Ontology annotation, biological process: regulation of transcription by RNA polymerase II. Gene Ontology annotation, molecular function: DNA-binding transcription factor activity, RNA polymerase II-specific; RNA polymerase II cis-regulatory region sequence-specific DNA binding.
GAACGGCUCGGCGCGGAGCGGCUCGGUUCGGCACUGCCGGCCCGGGAUGGCGGAGGGCAGCCCCACCUCCCUCCUGCACCUCUCCAUCACUCGCUGGAUAGCUGAUAAUUUCCAUUUGUGUGAAGGAUGUACCAUACCCCGUUGGCUGCUAUAUGAAAUGUAUCUAGAAAACUUCAGUUCGAAUGACAACGACAAAGUAAAUUCAGCCACCUUUGGAAAGCUUAUCCGGUUAGUUUUCCCAGGUCUGGGAACAAGAAGGCUGGGCACAAGAGGCAGUGCCAGAUAUCAUUAUGAUGGAAUAGCUAUCAAGAAGGACUCUUCCUUUUAUGGACAUUAUUGCUUUCUUCUGUCUCAAAAAAAUUAUCGCAGGCAGUGCUCUCCAGGGAAGAGUGUUUCAACGUGGCAGCCAAGCACCCCUACGGGAACCGGUGCAGACACCUGCAGUUCUGGAGACCCAGCUGGUUAUGAGAGCAAUAGCAAAAAAAAAGGAACAGAUUUGCACUGUUUUCCGUCGGUCACUUAUCUGAAAACUGAAGAAGACAGACUUGCAUAUGUUUUGCCUGAAUUUGGACUAGCCUGCCCUUGGGAGCAAGAAUUACUGAACAAAUACCCCUAUGAGAUGGUCAUACAGGUCGCAAAUGAGUACAAUAGCCACUGCCAAGACAUUUUAGAGGUUGUGAAAAUGCAAGAGCUUGACAAGGUGGAAGAUUGCAUCACGUCAUUUUGGAAGUCUCUACAGCCUGAAAAAAUAGCAUUUAUAUCCUUGCCAGAUAUAUGCCAGCUGUUCAAGUACUAUGACAGAUAUCUAUUCAAGGAAAUGGAUAAUAUUCUCCUUGGUGACUUCCUGGAGGAGGUGUCUGUCCACUAUCUGAAGUCAAUCAGAAUGUUCAGUAAAAACGUUAAACUCUGGUUGCUUAAUGCUUUGGAAGAGCUUCCAAUGCCACUCCAAACAUCCAAAUGUAAAGAAGUUACAGUAUUUAUAAAAAGACUCAGGAGAAAGACAGAUCUUUCUAAUAUGGCCAAGACAAUGAGGAUAGUCUUGAACAACAACAGCAAAGUCACUGUUCUGAUCUCGGACUUGAAUGCUGUCAUCGAUCAGGGAUUGCUGGAUGUGCCUGGAAACCUCUUUCAAAAGAAGUAUGGAAAUCCAGAUGAACUACAGUACAACAUAGAAAUCAAAUGUUUGAAUGACCUAUUAUCUUCGCUGGCACACUCUACAGAUAUUCGAGUUCUCCUAAGCUGUAUAUCUUCAAAUCUUCAGGCUUUUGUCAUUCAGCCAAGCAGGAAUAAACAGGAGUUUAUAAAACUGGCAGCUGAUUUCCAGUUGAGAUGGAACUUCCUAUUGAGCACAGUAAGCAAGGCGAUGACACUCAACUAUGCAGACAGUUUUGGAUCCUGGCAUUUGUUUAAUUUGCUACUCUUGGACUACGUUGCUCACAUCUUCCAGUCCUAUAUAGAGGAGGAAGAAGAGGGAGAAGAAAGUUUUUGUGUCACACAGCAAAGCGACCAGCCUGUUCUGUGGGUUUAUGAGCCCACCUACUUUGGGGGCUACUUUGCAGAGGAGGAACCUCAAGCGGAAGCUCCUCAGUCAACUCUCAUAAGUUUGAUGCUGAACCAGAGCGACAUCAGAUUAAGCAACGUAUAUUCAGAGUUCUGAGUUUUUUGGGGGAGAAAGCCACAGAAAUCAAGCUCGUCAUUUGGAAGACAAAAUAGCAAAACCUUCCAUUCAGUUGGAUCUUGUGGUCAGAAGAAAAGCUCUUCUUACUCAAAGAGAUGGACAGAAUUUUUC